This is a messenger RNA of Equus quagga, 3796 nucleotides long. RefSeq names its product E3 ubiquitin/ISG15 ligase TRIM25-like. Gene Ontology annotation, molecular function: protein binding. The transcript is spliced from 7 exons. Lineage: Eukaryota; Metazoa; Chordata; Mammalia; Perissodactyla; Equidae. The coding region runs from base 864 to 2702 and encodes 612 amino acids. The record is from RefSeq and is a predicted model, not a curated record.
GCAUCCAGGCCAGAGGGGGAAAACAGAGCCUGAAAAAUGAAAGAAAAAAAUCUAUACAUACAAUUUUCAGAAAAAUCUGUAAUGCCAACAUUAUUUUUUGAGUGCAUGUGUGUAUAAAUGCAAGUGUGUAUGCUGAGAGAAAACCUUUGUUAAACCGGAAGGUCUCCAAACCGCAGCGAAGUAGAAAUGGAGAAAAAAAGCCUGUUACAUGGGAGUAUGGAAAGAAAUCACCAAGCUUAAGGAUAAGUGUGUGAUUAUGUACUCCAGUCUAUAGAGAUCAGGGAUCGUAUGCCAAUACGCCAGAGCCCAGGACCAGGAAACAGGAAGGAAGGAUUUAAAAAAUAAGAGAAAGUUCGUCGUUUAACUGUUGCUCCGGUUAUUUGAUAAGGCGGGUCCUGAUAUGACAGCCUGGCCCGCGGGGGCGGUGGGACGUCUCCGGUCUGGCUGAGUUCUCCGAAGGAAGGGACUUGCUGCAGGCGCCUUAGUGCAGAAGCCGGGCUGGAUCCUGCCUCUGACCCCCGGGAUCCAGGGUUCUGCCCGCGACGCGUCAGUUUCCUCAUCCGCAGAGACACCCUAGGAAGCCUCCUGGGGGGUCGGAGGAUCAUCUGAAACCGUGCUCAGCGCCCCGUUAGUUCGACUCGGACCGCAGAACCUUGGCUCCCCGGGUACCCUGACAGGCCCGCCCCACCCCCUCGCCCAUCCUUCCCCCGCCCCGGCCCGCCCUUUGCCCUCAGGUGACUUUCUGAAAGGUAGUGGGGACCUGCCCUCCGGUCGCUCAGUUUCAUUUCCUGGCGACCCGGGUCGACAGUGCAGCAGUCGCGGCCGUGGUUCCAGCGCGUCCCCUCGUUCGCCCCAGGAGAACCAUGACGGAGCUGUUUACCCUGGCCGAGGAGCUGUCGUGCUCCAUCUGCCUGGAGCCCUUCAAGGAGCCGGUCACCACCCCGUGUGGCCACAACUUCUGCGGGGCGUGCCUGGAUGAGACGUGGGCCUCCCUGGGUUCGCCGUAUCGGUGCCCACAGUGCCGCGCCGUCUACCAGGCACGGCCGCAGCUGCACAAGAACACGGUGCUGUGCGCGGUGGUGGAGCAGUUCCUGCAGGCGAAGCUGACCCGGGAGGAGCUCCCCCAUGGCUGGACGCCGCCCGCCGGUGGCGCCGCCCACACCCGGGUCAAGGCCGGCGCCAAGACCCCCGCCAAGGUCUCUGACCCCGUCGCCCAGGUGAUCUGCGACCAGUGCCUGAAGGAGGCCGCCGUCAAGACGUGCCUCGUGUGCAUGGCCUCCUUCUGCCAGGAGCACCUGCAGCCGCACCUCGACAGCCCAGCCUUCCGGGACCACCCGCUGCAGCCGCCCGUCGGCGACCUGAUGCGCCGCAAGUGCCCCCAGCACAACAGGCUGCGGGACUUCUUCUGCCCAGAGCACGGCGAGUGCAUCUGCCACAUCUGCCUGGUGGAGCACAAGAGCUGCUCGCCUGCGCCCCUGAGCCAGGCCAGCGCCGACCUGGAGGUAGGGGUGGUGGGUGAGGGCGCAGAGGGGCAGCCUGGGCCUGCUGGGCUUGCUGGGCCUGCUGGGUUGUGCCACUCUGGCAUGCCGGCAUACCCUGGAUCGCCUGGGUUCCUCGCUGGGCCAGGAACAUCCCCGAUGUCACACAAUGUCAGGGAGAACAAGGGCUGUCCUUGUGUUGUCAAAGGAGACGUGAGGCCUGCAGGAGGUUUGCAGUGGCGCCAGGACGAGGAUGCGGGCCCUGCUCCCGUCCUCCUCAAGAAGAAGAGUGAGAUCCAGAAUCUGAAGGAGGAGACUGAACUUGCCCUGAAUAAGGGGGACGAGUUUGAGUUUCUGGAGAAAGCGGCAAAACUGCAAGGAGUCUCAACGAAGCCAGUCUACGUCCCCAAGGUGGAGCUGAAUCAGGAGCUGAUCAAGGGCGUCUGCCAGGGCACCUUAGACCUCAAAAACGAGCUGAAGCGGUAUAUCCAACAGUCCCAGGACAAGAAGCCCCUUGAGCCCCCUGGCUCAGCCCCACCCAGAACAUUUCCCUUUGAAGCCCUGGAAUUGAUAGUGGAUUCAAAAGAAGUUGGCCUGGAGGCUGGAGCCAAAACCACCACCCCGCAGGCGAACUCGAUGUCUCUGAGGGACGAGGUGCUGGAGGCCUUUCUAGCCAAGUCCAGACCUGAGCUCCUGAAGUAUGCUGUUAGAGUCAUCCUGGACUGCAACACCGCCCACAGCAAUGUGGCUCUGUCAAAGAACUACACCGUAGCUUCUGUGGCUGACGUACCCCAGAGCUAUGAGUCCCAUCCUCAGAGGUUCACUUGCUGCUCUCAGGUGCUGGGCCUGCACUGCUACAAGGAAGGGGUCCACUACUGGGAGGUUGAGCUGCGGAAGAACAACUGUGGGGUGGGCAUCUGCUAUGGCAGCAUGCAACGGCAGGGCCCCGGGAGCCGGCUCGGCCGCAACAGCUCCUCCUGGUGCGUGGAGCAGUUCAACACCAAGAUCUCUGCCUGGCACAAGAGAGUGGAGAAAACUCUGCCCUUCAAGGCCACGCGGGUUGGUGUGCUUCUCAACUGCGACUACGGCUUUGUCAUUUUCUUCGCUGUCACUGACAAGGUCCACCUGAUGUAUGCGUUCAAGGUGGACUUUACUGAAGCUCUGUACCCGGCUUUCUGGGUGUUCUCUGCAGGUGCCACGCUGUCCAUCUGCUCCUCCAAGUAGGCAGGCCAUGGACAAUGUCUCUGGCUGACUACCAGUGGAGUGCCCAAGACUCUAGUGAAAAUGCUGCAGGUGGAGCUCUCUCGGAGGACUUCCCUGAGAGUCCCUAAGUUGAAAGGAUGGGAGGGGAGUGGGUGGCAGGUGGGAGGGUGGGGAGAUGGGAUAGAGGAGGGAUUUGGCCAAGGCAAGGGGUGGGGUGGCAGUGAUUGUGUUGUGGGUGAGGAAGCAUUUCUACCUCCCGGCACCCAUCAGGGCAGGGGGACCUCCUCCCUCUUGUUUUGGUAGCUCUCCAGGCUGCUGGGCAGCUGGAUGGGGCUUUUGGGGACAAGUCCUGACUGCCCCUUUCCUCCUGGAGAAAUCUGUAGCCACUGCAGGAUCUUUCUUGCGUCCCUUGGUGUAUGUCCGGUUGCUCUCCGGAGUGGCCUUCAGAUUUUCGUGUUUUGAUUACUCUCUAUAGGGCUAUUGAACUCUAUAGAUUUUUUAAAAUUCCACAGUCAUGGGAUUUCAAUGUUAGUCAGCCCCCACUACCCACGUGUCGGGCGUGGGGUGAGCGCUCAGACUCCUGGUUAUUUUCGGUGCUUGAGGGAAACCACCACAGCAGACCUCCUCCCAGACCAGACUCUCCCCCAGAAGCGUGUCCUCCUCCUCCACUGGAAGGUAGCCCUGCUUCCCUGGUCUCCUGCACCCCUCAUCACCCCAGUCGAUGGUUUUAAAAGGUUUAAUCGAACAGGAACCUUUUCAGCCUAAGGCUUCAAAGCAUGAUCUGAAUCAGCCAAUGCUGAAUUUGCGAUUCGAGGUCAAGGUGACCCAGGUCCCGUGUGGACGGAAACCCUUCCCACUCCCCAGUGUCGUGAAAGGCAUCUCCGUAGCCACCCUCUGGCUGCAGCUCUGGAGCCUGGCUGGAGGCCUUCUUCCCAUAGCCUAGGCUUUGGGGCAAGGAAGUCCUCAGGGCAAGAGGGACACUGACCUGGGUUGAUGGAAGUGUGAUGAUUUUGCUCUUAGUGUCUUGCCUUCUUUCUUAAAGAUUGGCAUCUGGGCUAACAACUGUUGCCAACCUUUUUUUUUUUCCCCAAAGAUUGGCACCUGGGCUGAUAACU